AUGGCCACAAUGCCAUUCUCACCAGGAGAUUCUAUGGCCCAAAAACAAUUGUAAGACGAAUAAUGAAACAAGUUUAUCUCAGGGUUUUGAAAGGUGAUCAUAAUUUUAUUUCCCUAAAGAGAAAGUGUUGUUUGAUCACAAACAAAAUGUUCUCAACACAAAAUUACAGUGUCAUAAUAACAAUUAGAGUUUGACUUGAAACAAAAUAAAAUUGUUUUCAGACAAUCAACAACUCAAAUCAACACUCAAAUUUUAUUCUACAGUAAUCCGGAGUCAUCAAACGCUGCAUGUAAAGGUGAUAUCAGAUGGAUGAAUUUCUUUUCGUCGUCAAUCCCGACGGUAUACACGUAGAUGUGUUUGUGAGAAGUCAAGGAUGAUAAUGUGUGUCUUGAUUAAAGGCCAAAUCCCUCCUUUCCUUCCGCCCUCUCCCACGCGCUCAUUUUUCCCUCCGGCGUUUCUCUUUACAAUAAGUUCUGGGACCGGAAUUUUAGUUUAGUAGUCAAGAAGGAAUGGCCCACGAACUCGGCCAGAAAACCGAUUAAAAACUGCUUUUCCCCUCGAUUGUUUUACAGUAAUCUGAUUACUUUUCUCCGCGGAGAUCCGUCUUCGGACCUCACUUGUUUCGGCCCCAAGUUUUCUCCCGCCUCCCAAAUCAAGCCAAUUGGAUGCCGGCCCCAAAUUUCAGCGCAAUUUCCUGGAAGAAAAGUUUUAUUUUUAUAAUCGGACAUUAGAGUUGGUGUUCAGGUUAUAUAUACGAUAGGAUGAAGAAGAAGAAGGAGAUCAAGGUGGUGGUAGUGGGUGAUGGCUCUUGUGGCAAGACCUCCUUAAUCAUCGCCCAUUCCUCUGGCCAAUUCAGCGAGCAAUAUAUUCCUACGGCUUUCGAUGACUUUUCUGUUGAAGCAUUGGUUAAUGGGAAGCCGGUGAGGUUUUAAUACUUUUAACAAAAAUUGCGUAUGGAACGGUUUUGUAGCCAGGACAAUUUUGCCACCACAGAAACAAAUUUUUAAUUGCUUCUUUUGACUAUUAUGUAGUCAGCGGCUCUUUGACGGUGCCACCGUUAUUUUCCGUUUUUUCUUUUGUAAAUCGUUAAUUAAUAAUUAAUUUUUUAAGUACUUUUUGGCAAAAAUAAACUUUAUUUUCGGACUCUCCACUCCAAAAUCCCAAGCCCCGAAAAGGCGCUAUCCGAAAAGUCUCCCACUCGAAAAGACGCGCCCGAAAUGGCACCACCCGAAAGAGGGCGGACCGAAAACUUGUCGGAGCGUACCGACAAGUUUUCGGUCCAUCAACCGACUCGUCGUGGGGUGGUCCUCAAGGCUUUAAGCCUAGAUUGGUUACGUUUAUGAACAAAAUGAAUUGUUAGAAAAGUGAUGCUAAGAUUCCGUCGGUUAACGUUAAGGUGCCGCUGACUGAAUAGAUAGGGAACCAAUCAAUUAAUUGUUUCUAUGUGGACAAAACCCUAAAAAAUGGUGGGGCCCAAUCAGAAAUUGGGUUGUUUAAUGCAGAAAUUUAUUUAUUAAUUUAGGACAUGAUAACCGUCAGUGAUACAGCUGGAGAAGAAGAUUUCAGCUCGAUGAGGCCCCUCAGUUACCCAGAUGCGGAUGUGUUCCUUGUUUGUUAUUCCGUCGAAAACACCGAUUCUCUAAAACAUAUACAGGAGAAGUGGGUACCUGAGGUAAUGUGCUGUAAUUUUGUCUACUGAGGGUACUGUAGUAGUUGUAAGAAACUACGUUAUUUUUUAAAAAAACUAAUUUGAAUAAGGAAGCGUUUUAAAUUGGAAUUUUUGUGGGAAAAACAAAUUCACAAGUCGGAAUUGGCCAUAAGGACAUUAAAGCAUUUAAGCGUGGUCAAAGACCUCAGGGCAUCUACUUGUUGACCUUGAGCAUGUGCACGGCCGCAGGGAAUUUAUUCAAACUAACUUGUUGACUUCAAAAACGGCAGCAAAGACAUACGGAUCUGGCUGUCUAACGUUCUCACAUCCCACUUAACCUUAUGUAUUAUUAUCAAUAUCUGAAUGCCUAUUUCAGAUCCGCCAUUUCUGUCCGAACACUCCAAUUGUGAUCAUUGGGAACAAAAAGGACAUUCGAGAUGAGAAUAAUCGACCGGUCGUAUCGAUCGAAGAGGCAGAACAAGUCGCUAGAAAGGCCUCAGGCGUCUCCUUAAUCGAAUGUUCGGCCAAGACCAAGGAGAAUGUGAAAAAAGUAUUCGAAAUGGCAAUAAAAUCGGCAUUGGCGUACAGAAAUCGACGGUCCAACAGAGUGGUCGAGUCCAUCAUGAAACUUCGGUUCGUAUUCUAA
This is a messenger RNA of Bursaphelenchus xylophilus (pine wood nematode), 2294 nucleotides long. The record is from the annotation of a GenBank genome assembly. Lineage: Eukaryota; Metazoa; Nematoda; Chromadorea; Rhabditida; Aphelenchoididae.